UAUAAAAACGGAGGAACCAUUGGGGGAUUUUAAGAGAACGAGUCUACCCGUCAACCGCCGGAGAACGCAGAUCCAGCGAGAUUCUGCCGGUUAUUCGGAGCAACUAGAACUAGAUUCAACGGACGGGAAUCAUGAACUGCUAUCGGACACGAGGAGAGAGUAAAUGCGACGAUCGGCGGGAUGCGGAGGUUAAAUACGACGAGAAGCAGAAGAGGACGAAUGAAACGAGGUCGUUCCAAAGGCGAUUGGUAAAGUACAAGGACUUGCCGGAGUAUCUUAAAGACAACGAGUAUAUACUGGGCUCUUACCGGUGUGAAUGGCCUGUGAAAGAGGCGCUCUACAGUGUAUUUUCAUGGCACAACGAGACUCUGAACAUCUGGACCCAUUUGGUAGGGUUUUUUAUAUUCGGAGCAAUGAUUGUGAUGACCCUGAUGGAAGGGACGGAGCUCGGAGAUUUUCUGCUCGCUAAUUUCUCCAGAGCUACAGUUUCGGGGCCAUUCUGGACGACCAUGGGUAUGGAAAAGGACGUCAACGGCUCUGAUAGCAUUAUGCCAGAAACAAGACAAGUCCCACAGUCAUCAGUUUUCUUAGAUAGAGCGGAUAAAAAGACGGACUUACCAAGAUGGCCGUGGUUCGUUUUCUUGGCUGGUGCCAUGGGUUGCUUGGUUUGUAGCAGUCUCUCCCACCUCCUGGCUUGUCAUUCCAAACGCUUCAACCUUUUCUUCUGGCGCCUGGAUUAUGCAGGCAUUUCUUUGAUGAUAGUUGGAUCCUUCUUUGCUCCCAUUUAUUAUGUCUUUCUCUGCAACUAUUAUCCUCGUCUCGUCUAUCUUUCUUCGAUAUCGGUGCUCGGUGUAGCUGCUAUUGUUACUCUUCUUGCACCUGCUCUCUCGGCCCCUCGUUUCCGAGUCUUCAGAGCCUCCUUAUUUCUUUCCAUGGGCUUCUCAGGAAUAAUUCCCGCUACACAUGCUGUUGCUCUCUACUGGGGCCAUCCGGAUAUUUAUUUUGCCUUCUGGUAUGAGCUUGCCAUGGCUUUUCUAUAUGCUGCUGGAGCUGGGUUCUAUGUUAGUCGAAUACCAGAACGAUGGAAACCCGGUGCAUUUGACAUUGCAGGACACAGCCACCAGAUUUUUCAUGUAUUUGUUGUUCUAGCAGCACUGGCACAUAGUGCAGCAACGUUGUUUAUUAUCGAUUUUCGACGGAGUUCACCCACCUGCAGCUCUUAGGCAUUCCUUGAUGGCUUAGCUAAGCCACUAAGUAGGUCAGAGCGAGCUUCUGGGACAUACUCAUCAAUCUUCUCCGAAAAUGUAUUGAUGUAAACUGAAACAACUAUUGUAGCUCUUCAGUUAGGGAAUUGCAGGAUGUACACGCCCCAUGCUAUUUGCUUGAAAAGAAUUCAUUUGCUCUCGAAAAA
Messenger RNA from Cucurbita maxima (winter squash), 1411 nucleotides. RefSeq names its product heptahelical transmembrane protein 2. Gene Ontology annotation, cellular component: membrane. Gene Ontology annotation, molecular function: signaling receptor activity. Bases 132 to 1223 code for a protein of 363 amino acids. The transcript has 4 exons. The record is from RefSeq and is a predicted model, not a curated record. Gene Ontology annotation, biological process: response to hormone. Lineage: Eukaryota; Viridiplantae; Streptophyta; Magnoliopsida; Cucurbitales; Cucurbitaceae.